AUGAUCCUGGUCGAAAUAGACGUUAAAGUCCGACGUCUUGGCGGCGGUUACGGCCUCAAAAUUAGUCGAAAUGCGCAAAUAGCAGUUGCUGCUGCAUUAGUGACUUACAAACUUAACCGACCCUGCCGGUUCAUAAACCCCCUCGUCAACAAUAUGAAGGCUAUCGGAAAACGAAUGCCAUGUUCGAGAGAUUUUGAAGUUGGCGUUAACGACAAUGGAGUGAUUCAAUACGCUAAUGUAGAUCUUUAUGGUGACCACGGCUACAUUGUCAACGAGACGAUGUUGUUACUGGGCAUUGAUGCGUAUUACAACUGUUAUAGAAAAGAGUCGUGGAAAUGUACAAUCUACAAUACCAUCACGGACACUCCGUCGAACACUUGGUGUAGAUCACCUGGAUCGCUUGAAAAUAUUGCAAUGGUCGAGAUAUUGCUAGAAAGAAUUGCGUAUGAACUAAAUCUAGACUCUCUUGAAGUCCGUUUAGCUAACUUGGAUACAAAACAUCAUAGUGAUUUGAUAAAGAUGUCAGAUACUCUAAAAAGUAACUCUCAGUAUGCCCAGAGGAAAACUGCAGUUGAUACAUUUAAUAAAAAUAAUAGAUGGAAAAAACGAGGUUUACGAUUUGCUUUGCUUCGAUGGGCACCAAUAGCGUUUAUGAAUUAUGAAGUUAAUCUAUCGGUGUAUGCUGGCGAUGGUACAAUCGUAAUCACACAUGGUGGGAUGGAAAUGGGCCAAGGCGUUAAUAUGAAGGCCAUACAAAUAUGUGCCUACAUUCUGAAAGUACCUGUUGAAAAAAUCCAGAUAAAACCGAACGAUACAACGAUUGCUCCCAACUGCUCAGUUUCUGGAUCUAGCUUGACAACACCGUUUACGGGUAUUGGAGUUAAAAAAUGCUGCGAAGAACUAUUAAUUAGGCUCGCACCUAUAAAACUUCUGAUGAGAAAUCCUACGUGGGUGGAGUUAAUACAGAAAGCGCACGAAUUACAGGUAGAUUUGCACGUAAGUUACUACACAACAAUAAAAGAUAUUCAAAUUUAUAAUAUUUAUGGUGUAGCAUUGGCUGAAACUGAAAUAGAUGUAUUGACUGGUGAGUAUCAACUGAGACAAGUGGAUAUACUCCAAGAUGUUGGUCGAAGUGUUAACCCUGAACUGGACGUUGGACAGGUUGAAGGAGGAUUUACGAUGGCACUUGGCUAUUGGACAAGUGAGAAUUUGGUUUACGACACAAAUAGUGGCGAGCUGCUAACUAACCGUACUUGGGAAUACUGGGUACCUCAAUCGUUAGAUAUUCCUCAAGUACUAAAUGUGUACCUACAGAAGAAAUCCUACAGUACAGAUCUUGUGAUGGGUGCUAAAGUAGUUGGAGAACCGCCUACAUGUUUGGGAGUAGUCGUCCCGUUGGCGUUGAGAGCUGCUAUAGUAGAAGCGCGUCGUGACUCCGGACUACCUUCGACUGAGUGGUUCCCGAUAGAUGGUCCUUAUACCGUGGACAAGAUUUGCACCUCAACAGCGACAAAAGUGGACCAAUUUAAAUUUUAUUGAUAGUUUGACAGGCUUUGUCUUCAUCCAUUACUGUUUGUAAUCUAUGUGUUUUUAUCUGUAAUCGAUAUAAAUCUCAAUAUGUUUAUGGAUUUUUAAAAACGGUAUUCACUUUCUUUUUUAAUUUGUAUCUGUCUUGAGUGUACAUAAGUGCGGUAAAUGAAAAUUACAGUCGAGGCGAUAUUGCAGCUCGAGCCAAAGGUGAGAAGGAUCAAAGCGCACGUAUGUUAUAUGACGUUUUAUAACACAUUUGCGAGGAAUCACAUUUUGAACACACUUUUUAAAAAUGAUUUUGCAUCUUUGCCUGUUUUCCUAAAGAUGAAAUUUUGAUACGCUUGUCAU
Messenger RNA from Bicyclus anynana (squinting bush brown), 1878 nucleotides. RefSeq lists its product as uncharacterized. Bases 1 to 1539 code for a protein of 512 amino acids. The transcript has 7 exons. The record is from RefSeq and is a predicted model, not a curated record. Lineage: Eukaryota; Metazoa; Arthropoda; Insecta; Lepidoptera; Nymphalidae. Gene Ontology annotation, molecular function: oxidoreductase activity; iron ion binding.